Helianthus annuus (common sunflower) is the source of this 1757-nucleotide messenger RNA. RefSeq names its product probable sugar phosphate/phosphate translocator At5g25400. Lineage: Eukaryota; Viridiplantae; Streptophyta; Magnoliopsida; Asterales; Asteraceae. Gene Ontology annotation, molecular function: antiporter activity. The coding region runs from base 245 to 1294 and encodes 349 amino acids. The transcript has a single exon. Gene Ontology annotation, cellular component: trans-Golgi network; endosome; Golgi apparatus. The record is from RefSeq and is a predicted model, not a curated record.
CAAUCACAUGCCACCCGUCCAAGACUUGUACAAAUCCUCCUGGUCCUAAACAAACACCCAUCACUUACCGACCCUAGACUUGAAAAACACACACACUUUCACAUCAAAACACACACUCCAGAUCUUCAACUCUUUCUUUGACCCAAAUCUCACUCAGAUCUCUCUCUAUAUAUCACAAAACCCACCUCCCAUUCUCCCCAGAUCCCCAAUCCCCCAUCUGGGUAUCCAUCAAAUUUCCCCCACAAUGGGCAAAGGUGGAACCCUGACCGAAGGUGUACUCAAAAAGAUCAUCCUUUCCUACACCUACGUUGCCAUAUGGAUCUUUCUCAGCUUCACUGUCAUCGUCUACAACAAGUACAUUCUAGAUCGCAAGAUGUACGACUGGCCCUACCCUAUUUCACUCACCAUGAUCCACAUGGGCUUCUGUUCUUCACUUGCCUAUGUUCUUGUUAGUGUUGUCAAACUUGUUGAACCGGUUCAGAUGACCCGUGAAGUUUAUCUUAAAUCUGUUGUUCCAAUUGGUUUGCUUUAUGCUCUUAGCUUAUGGCUUUCCAAUUCCGCUUAUAUUUAUUUAUCUGUGUCGUUUAUUCAAAUGCUUAAAGCUUUAAUGCCUGUUGCUGUUUAUUCGAUUGGGGUUUUGUUUAAGAAAGAGGGGUUUAAAGGGGAUACUAUGACUAAUAUGUUGUCGAUUUCGUUCGGGGUUGCGAUUGCGGCUUAUGGUGAAGCUAAGUUUAAUAGUUGGGGAGUUAUGUUGCAGCUUGGUGCGGUUUGUUUCGAGGCGACUCGAUUGGUGUUGAUUCAGAUCUUGUUGACGUCGAAAGGGAUUACGUUUAAUCCGAUUACGUCGUUGUAUUAUGUCGCCCCUUGUUGUUUCGCGUUCUUGUCGAUUCCUUGGAUGAUUGUGGAGUAUCCGAAACUGAGGGAUACUUCAAGCUUCCAUUUUGAUUAUUGGAUCUUUGGGACGAACUCGAUUUGUGCGUUUGCGUUGAAUCUUGCGGUGUUUUUGCUUGUUGGGAAGACUUCGGCUUUGACUAUGAAUGUCGCGGGGGUGGUUAAAGAUUGGUUGUUAAUCGCGUUUUCGUGGUCUGUGAUUAAGGAUACGGUGACGCCGAUUAAUUUGUUUGGGUAUGGGAUUGCUUUCUUGGGUGUUGCUUAUUAUAAUCAUGCGAAGUUGCAGGCGCUUAAGGCUAAAGAAGCGGAGAAGAAGGCUGCUCAGGUGGAUGAUGAAUCGGGGAAGUUGUUAGAGGAGAGGAGUGCGGAAAAGUCAGCGAAAAAGACCGAGGCCGAUGAUUGAUGUAUGCGGUUUCUUGUGGUCUUGGUCUGGUUACAUAAAUGGUGAUGAGAGAUGAAGAAGAGGAUCAAGAUCAUACGAGGUUAGGAAGGGCUGCAAUCUUUUUUGAUGUAUGUUUUAGUUAGUUAUUUAUAUGUCAUCUAUGUUUAUUUAUUUAAAGGACCGUCGUGGAGCCACCGAUAAAGUUAGUUCCUUUGUGACCAAAUGAUCAUGGUUUCGAGUCUUGAAAACGCUUUCUUUGCAGAAAUGCGAAGAAAAGUUUUCGGGCGAAGACUUAUCUUUUUUGUAGUCACAAAGUGAAGGAGCUUUGGUGCAGUGGUCUCUUGUAUUCUAUGUUUUAAUUAUUUUACAUUUUGAUCUUUUGUUCCUUGAUGUUAUUGAGGGUUUGAGGUUGUUGGACUCUUGGUUCCAGUCUAUGGAGAUAUAUUCAUCUUUUAUAUUUGAUUUAUAUUUUAUAAAUCAUUCA